GAAUAAAUAAAUGUGGCCCACUGGAAAAAAUACAUUACAGCUAUCGAUUAUUUAUAUCUUAGUACUAUCUUGUAGUAUAUUUUAUACCAUACCUAUUCAUUAUAGUUUGGGAUCUGACACUCAUCUUCUUUGGCCUAUAUCAAUUUUAGAAAAUCGCCGUCUAAAGAAUUUGUCUUGCGGUUUGCUUUCAAGAUGGGUGACAAACUUUUCUGAUUUCAAACUUUUCGCCAAUUUUUGUCACUUUUCACCAUGAAACGAGUGAGAGCGGAUCAUGUACAGAAUACCGUUGGACAGUAUCUCAAGAGAAGACACUACAGCGCUACGGACCCAGAGCAAGGAUCUACAAUAAACAAGCGUGAAGUAAAGUUGAAGCAGAGUGUAAAAGAAAUGGCCCUUCAUGGAACGCUACAGGGAGAAGGUAGUGUGAGCAACUUCAUCUCGUAUAGCAAUAUCUCGGGUGAUGUGACCGCUUGUGAUCAGCAAUAUGUCAGAUUGAAGAACUUCAUCAACGAUGCUGUCUCACCAAUCAAGGGAGAGUUGUAUGAGGUGUUGUAUCCUGUGUUUGUCCACAUUUAUCUUGAGCUGAUCUGCAAUGGACAUAAAACUCCUGCACAUCGAUUCUUCAGCCGUUACAAUGCCAUGUUCUCUAACGGUCCCGAGAAGAUGAGAAUCCUCGAGUCUCUGAAGCAGGUUUACACCAAGGAAGAUGUUAUGAACAACCAGAUUAUUACUGCAUUUAGAGAGCAUCGGUUUUCCCUGCCACUGAGUCCCGAAGCCACCCAGUAUCUGUUCCGCUAUCUGAAGGGAGAAGAUAACAUGGUGCUCUUACAGAUCUUCAACCAACAUAUACAGGUCAAAGACAACAACAACUGCCAUGUUGAAUUCCAAGAUGGAGGAUACAAACUCGAUGCCUCACAAUUAACGAGUAGUUCCACAACAGAGAACAAGGUGUCAUCACUUACAUCACUGAAGAAGAGUAUACACCGUGUACAGAAUGGUCCACCGUGCCUCUCAUCCAUAUCAUUUUAUACCUUUAUCAAUACUUAUCAGGGUCUCUCCUCAUGUACUAUUUCACCGGAUAAGAAAGUCCUGUGCGGAGGUUUUGAGGAAUCAUGUAUCAAGUUAUGGAGCCUUACACCACAGUUGUUCAGCUCCCGAGCGACGAUGGUCGAUGUUGCUCAGAUCCAUCUCAGUGGUGACUACCUGGAGGAAGAGACGAAGAAAAGUCAUUAUGAAGAAAUGGUGAAGAUGUCUGGUCAUAGUGGCGCUGUUUAUAAGACAUGCUUCACCAACGAUAGUCGCUAUUUAUUAUCCUGUUCAGAAGAUACAACAAUACGAUUAUGGAGUAUGGAUACCCACACCAACAUAGUGAAAUACAGUGGCCAUAAUUACCCUGUGUGGGAUAUUGCAAUAAGUGAUCUUGGCUGCUAUUUCGCCAGUGGCUCUCAAGACAAGACGGUGCGGUUAUGGACGACAGAUCGGGUGUUUCCACUCAAAACUUUAGUGGGUCACACACUUGAUGUUGAUUGUGUGCAAUUCCAUCCAAACGGCAGCUACAUCGCCUCUGGGGGCGGUGACAAAACAGUGAGAUUAUGGAGCGUGCAGACCGGACGGACGGUCCGCUUAUUACAAGGACAUCGUGCAAGCGUCUUGGCGCUCGCUUUCUCACCAAAUGGCCGCUAUCUCGCGUCGGCAGGUGAAGACCGCCGCAUCCGGUUAUGGGACAUAGCAUCCGGAUCACUUCUCAAGGAAUUAAAAGGUCAUACGGAUACGAUUCAUAGUUUGUGUUUCAAUCAGGACAGCUCGAUGCUUGCCUCGGGUGGAUUAGACUGUGUUCUACGUAUAUGGGAUGUGAAGAAGGGAAUCAACAGUAACGUGCUGUCAGGGUCAAUGUCUUCCUUAUCCAGCUCAGACGGUCACACAUCCUCGGAGCUCCUCGGUGCAUUUCCGACCAAGUCAACCACCGUUCAGUACAUGGAGUAUACCAAGAAUAAUCUAUUGCUGGCAGCCGGAGCAAUACAGUCGUGAUUGUCAUUGAGGACGAGGAGUUUGCUCUGUUAGUCAGAUUACUGUACUGCCUCGGGCUGGAGAUUUUACAGCUGCUUGUCAUCUUGAUGUGCCAACCAGCGAGAGACUUUCUGAAUUUCAAGGCAAUAUGGCUGGCCUCAUGCAUGCCCUCGUGCAUGAAUGUAUGGUAUCCUUUAUUGAAAUACCCUGUAAACAACAUCAGGAGAAACAUGUCAGGCUGUGAGGUCAGUUCACAUCGACAGAGGGUUUGAACAAAGCCAUGUUGAAGAAUGUCAUGUAGUAUUAGUUUAUGUGCCUGCUGAACAUCUGGAGACAGAUCAUCAACUCUUCAAGUUGAAGAAUAAAACACAGCACAUAAGUCAUGUUAGGUUCUCCUUUACUAGUUAUACUUGAGACCUUGUACAAGUGCUAUGUAUCCCGAUACGAUCAGGAGUGUCAUU
Molecule: messenger RNA, 2468 nt
Organism: Lineus longissimus
Lineage: Eukaryota; Metazoa; Nemertea; Pilidiophora; Heteronemertea; Lineidae
Product: TAF5-like RNA polymerase II p300/CBP-associated factor-associated factor 65 kDa subunit 5L
Exons: 12
Coding region: 250-2028 (592 amino acids)
Biological process (GO): transcription initiation at RNA polymerase II promoter
Cellular component (GO): transcription factor TFIID complex
Molecular function (GO): protein binding; RNA polymerase II general transcription initiation factor activity
Source: RefSeq, a predicted model, not a curated record